AUGGGCAAGCUCUCUGCCCCCAUCAUUAACGAGGCCGACAAAUACUCAGACAAAGCUGUCCCGCUCCACCAAUACGGCCAAUAUCUCAUGUCCUGCCUCCCCAAGUAUAUCCAACAAUUCUCCGUCUGGAAAGAUGAGUUGUGCAUUUACAUCUGUCCGACCGGCGUCAUCCCUGUUUUCACCUUUUUGAAAUACCACACCGCGGCAGAAUACACCAUGGUCGCAGAUAUCACUGCAGUGGACUUCCCUACCAAAAACUAUCGAUUCGAGGUCGUCUACAACCUUCUCAGCGUACGCCAUAAUUCGAGGAUACGGGUGAAAACGUACGCAGACGAAGCCACUCCAGUCCCGUCGAUCACAUCGCUUUACGAUGGCGCCAAUUGGUAUGAGAGGGAGGUAUAUGAUAUGUUUGGGGUUUUCUUCACAGGCCAUCCUGACCUCCGACGAAUAAUGACCGACUACGGAUUCGAUGGACACCCAUUGCGCAAGGACUUCCCGUUGACGGGAUACACCGAAAUCAGAUAUGAUGAAGAGAAGAAACGAAUCGUGGUGGAGCCUCUUGAGCUCACACAGGCAUUCCGAAACUUUGAAGGUGGUUCGAGCUCCUGGGAACAGGUGGGUGUUGGUGUGGAUAGAAAGCCGGAACAAUUCAAACUCCCCACCCCGAAACCCGAGGAGAAGAAAGAAGAAAAGAAGUAA
Rhinocladiella mackenziei CBS 650.93 is the source of this 699-nucleotide messenger RNA. Its product is annotated as NADH-ubiquinone oxidoreductase 30.4 kDa subunit, mitochondrial. NCBI's taxonomy places the organism in Eukaryota, Fungi, Ascomycota, Eurotiomycetes, Chaetothyriales, Herpotrichiellaceae. The transcript has a single exon. Gene Ontology annotation, molecular function: NADH dehydrogenase (ubiquinone) activity. The coding region runs from base 1 to 699 and encodes 232 amino acids. The record is from RefSeq and is a predicted model, not a curated record.